AUGGAACAGGGAAUUACAGUCUUUCACAAAGAUGAGACUCUCCAGAAGCCCAAGGACGCCGCCCUCCGCAAGCCCAAACGCGGCCCCCUCGAUAUCAACGAACAAAUUGCCCUGAUUAAAGUCUGCGAGAAGCGAGCGAAGUACAAAGAAAUAUCGGAGUUCACUUCCGCCAAGUUUUGGAUCGAAAUUGAAGUCGCACUUGAGCGGGAAAUCGGUCGCCGUUACUCUCACUACUCCUGCCGCCGCCGUAUAACCGAGUACAUCUCACAACGGGCCAUUUGCCGGGACGCUAUCAGAGACGGGCACUCAGCACCUCCUCAGCUGCUGGAACCUGAGAUUAUGUCGUUGCUGGAUGCAUGGAAGGAGAUGGACGAGUUCAAGGAACAGUUGGAGAAGGAACGGGCUCUCAGCCAGCUGGUCCGUAAUCCCGAGGUGCCUCAAAGCAGCAAACUUCAACGAGUGGCCGACUGGGUGAAAAGCCUCCCAGACGUGGAACCACAAUCAAUAUUUACACCUCCGACCACCGAAUCAUCGCCGUCGCUCGCUGUCAAGGAUGAAGCAUCUCUUUGGGCAGCUCGCUACCGAAAGGCCGAGGAGGACCGAUUCGUGAGGUGCACUCAACUUCGAAACAUGAACUUUGAGUUAUCCAACAGUCGACAACUUCUAUCAAACAUCAAAUAUCAAUUAUCUUCGACGCUCCAAGAUCCGCACCAUAUGCAAGCGCUUACAGGCGUGAAGAGACAGCGGGAAGACGAGUUCCUGCUUGAUCGACCUACACAACGUCCUCGCAACCAGUUCACCGACCCUGAUACAAGCAAGCCCAUCAUAAAACAGAGCCCCGGCAACUCCCACGUCCUAUUGCGCUCGGAAAACGUUCAAACCCAGCCUCCGAUCGAAACGGUGUUUGUCAAAUUCUGGGACAGCAUGCUGCCGUACUUCAAGGAGCGGGCAUUAAAAGAGGGCCUAAGCCUUACGAAGUCUGAAUCCAUCAUGCACGAGCUAUUCAAAGAAGUCGGAUCCGCCAUGACGCGAGCGUUCAUGAAACUCGAACAAAGCACUCGAGCCGCACCUGCUGUCUAG
Molecule: messenger RNA, 1080 nt
Organism: Aspergillus calidoustus
Lineage: Eukaryota; Fungi; Ascomycota; Eurotiomycetes; Eurotiales; Aspergillaceae
Source: the annotation of a GenBank genome assembly